GGUACUCUAACGAGACGAGAGAGGAAAAGGGGAAGGUACAUCUAAUCAUUCGAAAGUUGCACCUAACUCUACCAAAAGCUCCCUAGAUCUCUUCGUGACAUAGACUGCAACUUCUUCUUUUCUUUUCUUUUUUGACUUGUAGACUGCAACUUCUUGAUCCACCCUCAAUAGUCAAUACUCUCCUCGCCGCAGAAGAAUGCCACAUCCUCCGUUACAAGAAUUCCCUUCCAUGGCCCGUUACGGCCCUGCAACGACAUUCACUAGGCCCGUUAGGAAGUGGCGUAAGGAGUGGGUCCCCAUCGCCGCCGCCACGGCCACGGCAACCUCCGCUGCUGCCUCCUCCACCGGGACCGUAUCUUUAGCUUCUUUUGGGUUUCCUGCUUGCCUAAAGAUUCAUUUUUCUGCCGAUUCAGUUUUCUGUAUGUUGGUCGAAUUGAACUCUUGUGUGUAUUUACUGAGUCUGGACACACGACAGGUUUCUGUAGUCCAAGGUCAAAGACAAGAAUCUGCCAAAUCUGAUAAUGAGAACAAGGCCAAUGAUGGAGAACCUUCAUCUGCUGAAACCGAGCAAUCUAAUGGAAAGGCCAAUAUUGGUGAUACACUUAUGGAUGAAUCUCAGGUAACAUUUUUCAGUAAUUAG
Aegilops tauschii subsp. strangulata is the source of this 640-nucleotide messenger RNA. RefSeq lists its product as uncharacterized. The record is from RefSeq and is a predicted model, not a curated record. Lineage: Eukaryota; Viridiplantae; Streptophyta; Magnoliopsida; Poales; Poaceae.